Molecule: messenger RNA, 5382 nt
Organism: Amoebophrya sp. A120
Lineage: Eukaryota; Dinophyceae; Syndiniales; Amoebophryaceae
Source: the annotation of a GenBank genome assembly
GAUUGAUUCGUCGAAAAUUUCCUUCACUAUUUCGCAACGGAUUUCGGUCGAGAGACAGUACACCUGUCGGUGCUCCCCGUUUCGUGAGUCGAUAUUCUAUUACAGCUGCUUGUGUAUCUUCGUCGGUUUACCAGAAGCUUGAGCUUCCAGGUUCGGUGCGCCCAGUAAAGGCUCGGAAAAGUUUUCGCUUUUGGUUGUACUAUAACGGUUGUCAGGUUUUCCUCGGUAUCAAUGUGUUGCAUCUUCAUUUCGUCGAAGUUUUCGAUAGCUCGACGCUCGAGGAGUACCACUCAAAUUUUGCAAUCUACAAGCACGACAGGCUUUCCCCCGAGCCUAUUCUUUACAUACUCCCACAUUUUCAAGAUCUGAGAAUUACGUACAAACAUUCCUACGUGUAUUUCAUCAAAUAAUUGCUGAAGCUAAUCUACCGAAAAUUUGAUACUGUAAAAAUAUUGGGUUUUAAGUUUAAGAAUUAAUUAAUUCGUCCCCGGACUGUGUGUGUCGGGGCCGGCGAAAGUUCCACGACCUGGUAAGCUUUUUGAUAUUUGAUCAUUAGAAUUGAAAACUUCGCCAUACACGAUGCCUGCGCAUUUAGUUUUUUUUCACACAUGUUUUCCCACGGACGAAUUAAUUUUCGAUAGAACAAGGAGUGGCACGAUACAGACACACAGGUGACUCAGAGACAGACACCCACACAAGAUCCGUCGCGCAAUCAUUUGUCGACAUACAUGACGAACGGAGUUAAUUUUUUCCUCAUACACACACUCCGGGAAUUAAUUAAUUAACUUAGAAACUUAGAAUCUAAGUAAAUUAAUUAAUUCCGGGACUGUGUGUGUGAAAAGUCAGUCUAGCCUCUUGGCGUUGUUUGCAUACCCCGCUUGUAGCCACUACGCCCGCGCGGGCGCGCAGGCGAUUGACGAGCGCCCGCCUGCGCACAGUACAGCGAAAAGCAUGUCUGUGCGUGAAAGCUACAAAGGCCCGCACUUUACUAAGUAAUUCCAAAAAUGCCGCGCGCCGUCGACGUCAUUCGCGUCGCAUUGGGCCGAUGCGGCCACCUCGUUCUAUUCCUGCCGUGCACACUCGUCCACGGCAGCCCAGAGACAUCCUGCGAGCGCGCGCCAGCCCGCCUUCUCCGCGCGCGCGCGCGCGACGCAGGCCAUCUGCCCGCGCGCGCACACAGGCUCGACCUCCUGUGUGUGCGCGCGGGCUAUUCGCCCUGCGUGCGCGGCCCCAACCUUCUGCGCGUCUGCGCGCGCGCGAGCCCACCGCCUGCGAGCGCGCGCGGUACAGGAAGAUUUCUGCGCACCCGGAGAGCAUGAGGAUGGUUGCGCGCGCGCGCGCGCGGUGCACAGGACACGGCGACGGUUGCGAGCGCGCGGGGCAUGUGGAUGUCUGCAUGCGCGCGCGCGCGAUUGAGAUUGCGCACUCGCACAGGGCAUGAGGCUGUCUGCGCGUCCGCGCGCGCGAUUGCGUGCGCGCACAGGACAUGAAGAUAAAGGCCGCAAGUGGGUGCGCGCGCGCGCGCGCGAAAGACCUAAAAUUCUGCGCCCGUGCUCACACACACAAAAAUCUGAGUGCGCCCGCAAAACUCACAGCCGUACGCGUUGGUUUUUGGGCCCGGCUCGGCCACACGAAAACGCGCCGCGUCAUUGUGCCUGGCGCGCUGAAAAUGGGCGCCGAAGCUGCCAGUGCUCGCCCUGAAGCUGAACACAGAGGGCCCCUGAAUUAAUUAAUUAACUUAGAAACUAAGUUUCUAAGAAAAUUAAUUAAUUCCCGGAUAACCUGUGUCCAGGGAAAUAAUGCCGUGGUCCGUGUGUGUAUUGGAUAAAGUGAGCGGCCACUGCCCUCAUGUGUGGCCCGAAAUUGCCCGCGCCGUCCUCCCCUGUGGCCAUGAAAAUUAAACUCCCCGACCAUGUAUAUCAAACAUUUUCCGUCCCGCCGCCGUCGUCUGUCGCCGAGAAUCCACAUCUGCGCCGCGCUCUCCGAAUCCGCUCCGACACCACAUGGAGACGCCGGCCCCGACACACACAGUCCGGGGACGAAUUAAUUAAUUCUUAAACUUAAAACCCAAUAUUUUUACAGCCCCGAAAAUUUUGUUUUAAGUCCUUCACGACAGAAAAUUUGAAAGGUUUAUUGUAUGUAUCAAGUCGUAUCAACUACAUUCCAAUUCGUAUUCGAUUCAAGACGAAAACGAACGCAAACAAAGCAUCCCGACUUACGAUACGAGAGUUUUGCAUCUCUGUUGACACUACAACGUCGCACACUAAACUUUUUUGCCAUUUGAAGCUUUCUAGGUCUUGCUCCUGAUGUUCGGAUUCAAUAUUGCCCCCUAGCACGAUGGGAAAUACCGAAUCAAGUGGUGGAACAGCGCCGGCAGGCCGAAUUCGUGGCUCCUCACGACGGGGAGAUGAUCUUCAGCGGAAGAAGCAGGUGCGUGCCGACGGCGAAGCGGGUGCGUUUUCCGUGCUUAUGCAACCCAAUCGCGCGGAGGGCUCCAGUACAGACGAGAACAACAGCACCAGCGCGUCCCGAAUCCGGCGAGGCCACGAGGGGGAGAACACGACGUCCCAACGCAAGGACACCCCGGGCAGCUACGCCCAUGACGCCCAGAUUCCGGUGCCGUCCGACGGGACCACGGAGGCCGGGACCGGGUCCGCGGAGCGUGCCCGCAGCCUGCAAUUGGGAUCCGCCACGGCGCAGGAUCUGCAGAGGACCUCGUUCGGGUCCGUAGAUCUGCAGAACCGGUCCGCCGACGUGCAAACGCUCGCCCAACGCACGAUUCAAUUGAUGGCCGAGGCCAAUCAAUCGGGGAAGACCAAUGCUUCCGCGGCGACCACCGGAGGAAUGGAUCAGAUCCUGGUCCAGCCGCCACUUCGAAAUACGGCGGCGAUCCAGCAAUCCAACCCUGCUGUAUCGGCGAAGAAAUCGUACACGGGGAAUGAUUCCGGCACAGCCGGGGGCCGGCAGUCCACCUCCUUAGCCAAACAAGGAAGCGCGGACCAGCCGAAACAAGGAAGUGGGGAUCGCCGAAGCUUUCUUCCGAGCAGGAUCACGGCAACCGGAACUUCUACCCAGCAGGCCGGACCGGCACCUGCGGGUAGUGCCCAACAACAAGCCUCCCAUCCGCACCAGACCCUUGCGGACUUGGCCCGAGCAGGCGGUGGUUCCGUGCCCGCCCAGAGCCAACCGAUGAGCCUCGGCCCGAGCCAAGCGACAGGCUUCGGCCAGACGAGUCAAGCGACAGGCUUCGGCCAGAGCCAACCGACAGGCCACGGCCCGAGCCAACCGACAGGCUUCGGCCAGAGCCAGCCAGGAGCUUUUGGUGCCACCAUCGCACCGGGGCAACAGUCUUCCGCGCAGAGCCGGACACCAUCGCACCUGGACCAGAGCCGGACAGUGCCGUUUCAGGCGGCCUCGGCUCGCACCGACCAGCCGUCGGAAAUCGUCCAGACACAAGGCACCGCCGACCGAUCGACGAGGCGCGUGGUUCGCAAAACCCGAGUCACCACACAUAGGCGUGGGAAAAAGUUGCUGCUCAAACAGGUGGACUGGUUAGUCCUCUAUUAUUCUGAAGUAGUCACUUCGUACAAAGACAAACGAGCGAAAUCUGAAGAGCCUACUUAUCUCGUGGCGUCUUCUUAUGAGAAGUUCUUGGUUUACUACGAUUUUUAUCGUCAACUGACAGCACGACCCGCGCCUUUGACAUAGACAGAAUUUUUCUGCAGAUAAUGCCGGUGCAGGCUGUUGGACCGAUGUAAUAGUGCGGUUUGUAAAAAAACUUGUAUGCGCACAAAAGCAAAACAAUUGUACUAUUGAACUUGGGAUGUUGCAGCUGAAAACAAAGAACUAGUUUUUGUUGCCCUGUACAGAGCAGCAACUAUUGCCCAGGAUAAGGAAAGGCAGGUCGAUUCUGACAAAUCAAGAUUUUGGCGAGGCGCAAACCACGGGCGUUGGCCACACGUACGGGAGUUCGCCGUACGGAGGGGGUCGGCCAGACGAACAGCCGUUGCUGGGGCAGUCGUUUCUGCCGGGACAAUACCAGAACGUGACGGCGGGCGGAGAUGGUGAAGCGUACUCCAUGGCAGCGGGCGAGGAUCCGAACCUGUGCUGCACGUGCGGUUAUUUGAAGUGCUCUCGCACGAUGGUUUAUGCAACAGAAAAGGAAUGGACGUCGACGCCGCUCAAGUCGUCGUCACAGGCACGGCUCGUUUAACUUGUGUGGAGUGUCUGUAUGUUGACAUAAUUAAAAGAUGGUCCUUGCGUGUCUACUAGGGGCACAAAUUAGAAAUCCAUCUCCACAAACCACACGACCACUUUCUGAGAAAUCACAGAGAUCUGGGAAUAACAAACCAAAAAACAAGAAGACUUUGCAUGUUUGUUCCUCUGACGACGGACAACAACGACGUUCACAUGAUCCUUAUCUGUUGCAUAGUCUCAUCGUCACCGUAGUGCUAGGGGUGUUGGUGCUGAUUUCGGCCGCAGUGAUUUUGGCCGUCUGCCUGAGGAAGAAGAGCACAAAGGUUGAAAUAUCAGAAAUGAAGAACUCAUUCGCAGUGGUGUACCUGACUUCAGCAUCAUAACUUCUGAGCCUGUGGCUUUCUCCGGUUCCUGUGCAUUUUUGGCAGUCAAUUUGCCUUACUCCGAGGUAGGUUCGGGGGAGAUGUAAAAAUGUAUAGAGAUUUCGUUUAUAUUCCCACCUUGUGGCGGCGUUACUGUUCCUGCUAUGGUACAACUACGAAAUGGGUUCUUUUCUGCAGCAUAAACUACUUCGCACUACUACAACCAGUACACGAUCGACAACGGUCAAGACGCUGCUGCCGCCGCUGCUGCCCCUGCGCAGUCGCCCCAGAUCACGAUUAGCGUUCUGCAACCCGAGGUAUUCCCCUGGGAACAAACACCGGUUGGAAGUGGGGAACUACCCAGGAGCGGGCAAGCGGGUGCGUCCGCGGCGGCCGGGCCUCCCGCGGCUCAAUUGCCCGCGGCGGCGGGAUCUUUUCUGGAACAUGACGACCACAGCUCCAUUUCCUCGGAAGAUGCGUUGCACGUGGCGCACACGGCUGGCAAGCAGGUAAGAAACUGGUCGCAGUCCUCCAUGCUCAACCCGAACGGCGAAGCGGGAGGCAAAAAACCGCGCCGCACCAAAAACUUGCGCGGGAGGUCGUGAAGGAAAAAACAAACAAAAUUGAGGUGAUACAAAAUCGAGAUGUUUUUAUUAUGGAUUUAUUAUUGAACAAUUGAUUUUCACAAGCUUUUCACAUCGAUUCUCAUUUUCAUUGUUUUAUUUUUACAUUAUUCCAUACUACCAUGUCCAUGUCAUCCGAACAGAUUGUUUUAUCGCUCAUCUGAAGAUAAUGAGGAGCGGAUGCAUUACUUUCAUUUUUU